Molecule: messenger RNA, 549 nt
Organism: Exophiala aquamarina CBS 119918
Lineage: Eukaryota; Fungi; Ascomycota; Eurotiomycetes; Chaetothyriales; Herpotrichiellaceae
Product: proteasome subunit beta type-2
Exons: 2
Coding region: 1-549 (182 amino acids)
Biological process (GO): proteasomal protein catabolic process
Cellular component (GO): proteasome core complex, beta-subunit complex; nucleus; proteasome core complex
Molecular function (GO): peptidase activity
Source: RefSeq, a predicted model, not a curated record
AUGCGAGGAGCCACGAUUCUCAAGACCUCCGAUGACAAGACCCGCGCCUUGAACAAGAACACCUUGCUCGCAUUCUCCGGUGAGGCAGGUGACACCAUUCAAUUCGCCGAGUACAUCCAGGCCAACAUUGCUCUAUAUACGAUGCGCAAUGAGACAGAUCUGGGCCCAAGUGCCGUCGCGAGCUUUGUGAGAGGAGAACUGGCCAGGUCAUUGAGGAGCAGGAAACCCUACAAUGUCAACCUGUUGCUAGGCGGUGUCGAUCCCAUCACGAAGGAGCCCAGCUUGUACUGGCUAGACUAUCUUGCCAGCAGCGCGAAGGUGCCAUACGCUGCCCAUGGAUAUGCUCAAUACUACUGCCUUUCCAUCCUCGACAAGCACCAUCAUCCCGACAUCUCAUUCGAGCAAGGCAUGAAAAUUCUCCGCAUGUGCACAGACGAGCUCCAACGCCGUCUUCCUAUCGACUUCAAGGGCAUGACUGUCAAGGUGGUCAAGAAGGACGGCAUCGUGGACUUAGAGUAUGACACCAGCAAACAGGUGCUGGCAGCUUAA